Messenger RNA from Carassius gibelio (silver crucian carp), 1835 nucleotides. Its product is annotated as neurexophilin-2-like. The record is from RefSeq and is a predicted model, not a curated record. NCBI's taxonomy places the organism in Eukaryota, Metazoa, Chordata, Actinopteri, Cypriniformes, Cyprinidae. The transcript has 3 exons. Gene Ontology annotation, molecular function: signaling receptor binding. The coding region runs from base 435 to 1232 and encodes 265 amino acids.
GAGCGGGCAAGGAUGCAGCUAAACCGGACUUUUACUUAGAGAGCAGUUUUAUUAUUAUUAUUAUUAUUUUCUUUUGGAUGGACAAUCACAUCCACACAUAAUCGUGUUAGGAUAUAUGAGUGUUGCAGAGGAAAGGCAUGCAGCCGAAUGAUCAGAGCUAAGAGGAUUUAAUGCAGCUGGACAUGACCCAUGCUGAGUAAAGAAGAAGAUUGUAUAGUUUUAAUCAAGUUUUUAUUGCUGGUCACUUUGAGUUUGGACUGUCGAGGAGCGAUGUUUGUCUUCAUCUCUUUAUGCACUCUGUUAACUACACUAUAAGUAUGCUCACUGCACAGAGAUGUAUGGUUUCAACUCUACAGUAAAAGGGAAUACUGACACAAGACCUUGCCACGGGUGGACCUGAUCUUUACUAAGCCAGAUCUGGACUCAAAAAACGCAUGAAGAUGUGUCAGUGUUAUUCUGCCCUGCUUAUGAGCUGCUUGUACUUGGUGACAUGUGGAGCAGAGCUCAGAGCAGCUGUGUCUCCUCUGGGUUGGGGAGAGAGUGAUAAGGAGGAAAGCGUCUCUCCUUACGGCUCUCAUUCAGGGAUUCUCAAAUCCCUGCGGCUUUUCUCCCACACGUCCCAAUCUAACAGCCAGAGCCGUGAAACCGCUCAGGACUCUGGGGCACUGGAUCUGUGGGCUUGGUUAUCCAACCACACUGAUACUGAAGAAACCCUCUCGAGGGCCAGACGUCGUCCCUAUGUGAAAACGGGCAAGUUUAAGAAGAUGUUUGGCUGGGGCGACUUCCACUCGAACAUCAAAACAGUCAAGCUAAACCUUCUCAUUACUGGGAAAAUUGUCGACCAUGGCAACGGAACCUUCAGUGUCUAUUUCCGACACAAUUCCACCGGUCUGGGCAACGUGUCCGUCAGCCUGGUCCCACCUUCCAAGGCUGUUGAUUUUGAGAUCACUCAACAGGAAACCAUAGAUGUACCUAAAGACAGUAAGGCCUUCAAUUGUCGAGUGGAAUAUGAGAAGACGGACCGCAGCAAGAGGACAUCUGUUUGCAGUGACUUCCCGAACAGGGUAUGUCUACAGGAACAGACCCAAAGCCAUGUGUCUUGGCUUUGCUCCAAGCCCUUCAAGGUCAUCUGCAUCUACAUUGACUUCUUCAGUGCAGACUACAAGCUAGUACAGAAGGUCUGCCCAGAUUACAACUACCACAGUGACACUCCCUAUACCUCCGUGGGAUAGCACAGCCUAGAUUGGAUGUGUUGAGGUAACUGAGGCGUCAUCUCUUUGUUACAGCCUCUCUAGUCUGUAGUUUCCUUAAUCUGUUCCACAAAGAAGCAGAUAAAUGGGAGCAAGGCCAGAUCGAGGAACCACUCUUCUGAUUCUAUCUUACUUGUCCUUCUAUGUCGAGGAAUGGAAUAGUUCACCCAAAAAAGUAUUCCGUUAUUUCUGUCAUCAUUUUCCACAGAAGAAAGUCAGUCAAACAACAUGAGGGCGAAUAAAUGACAGAAUUUUCAUUUUUGGAUAAACCCAUGCUUAACCCAGGCUAAGUCCUGAUUUCUGAUUUACAGUAUAGUGACCCCCCCUGACCCUUUCUCAGUGACUCUUGUGAUGUCAUCAGUGUGAUGUUUUAAAAUCUCCAAAUCAAAUGUAAGCUGUGAUUCAAGAACAGAAAAAAAAAGAAAACAUCUUGUAUUGCAGCCAUUUGUGAUGCUCUCCUUUUCAUGCCAGCAUAUUUUUGUGUUCACAGAAACAUUGUCAAUAACUAAGCUUGAUGUUGAAGCCCUAAUGUGCUCCUCAGUUCUUUUGUAUUUUGUUUCUGUUAUUAAACAAAUGAUUAGAUUU